Messenger RNA from Histoplasma capsulatum G186AR, 2120 nucleotides. Its product is annotated as RING-6 finger domain-containing protein. Gene Ontology annotation, cellular component: nucleus. Gene Ontology annotation, molecular function: DNA binding. Lineage: Eukaryota; Fungi; Ascomycota; Eurotiomycetes; Onygenales; Ajellomycetaceae. The transcript has 3 exons. The coding region runs from base 80 to 1468 and encodes 462 amino acids. The record is from RefSeq and is a predicted model, not a curated record.
GCUUUUUCGACCUUUCUAUAGGAAUUUCGCAAUAACGCAUUUUUGUCACCCUUUCAUAUUAUUUGGCUCAUCAUCUAACAUGGGUAAGAAGAAGCGUGGUCAUCCGGACCUCGAGGAGCUCCUCAGUCGGCCCUGGUGCUAUUACUGCGAGCGCGACUUCGACGACUUGAAAAUUCUAAUUUCUCACCAAAAAGCGAAACAUUUCAAAUGCGAUCGAUGCGGUAGGAGACUGAAUACGGCCGGCGGACUUUCUGUUCACAUGAGCCAAGUCCAUAAAGAGACAUUAAGUGCUGUGGAUAAUGCUCUACCCAACCGGUCAAGUUUGGAUAUCGAGAUAUUUGGCAUGGAAGGUGUCCCAGAAGAUGUCUUGCAGGCUCAUAAUCAACGGGUCAUGACUCAAUAUCAACAGGCUGAGGCGGAACGUCGUGCUGUGACUGGGAACCCCGCAUCUGGAGCGCCAGGUGGUGGCAGUCAGCCUAAAAAACCUAAAUUCGAAAGCCCUGCGGAAUUGAAAAAGAGGCUUGCGGAACAUAAGGCGAAGCUUGCGGAACAGGCGGCUGGAGGGAGCAGCGGUGAUGAAACUCCUAUUGGUGCUGGGCAGGGCUUGCAGACAACAGCUGCUACAUAUGUUCCAACGACUCAGUAUCCUACGAGCCAACAGCAGUUGAAUGGCUCAAGUCAGCCAUAUCAUUACCCACAGCCCUAUGGGCAUAGUGGCGCUGCUUAUCAACAAGGUGCGACUUCGUUCCAGAAGCCACCAGAUUACGCUUCUCCCACCUAUGGUCAAUACCCACCUACGGUACAUCAGUACUCCACAACUCAGUUCAACCCCCCCCAAGUGUCACCUCAACAUUACCCGCCCGCUACGUCGGCUUUGCCGCAGCGCCCGUUGGGUGCCAAUACUCCACCAGUAACAUUUCAACAGCAGCAACAAACACUCCGAACCCAAACCCCUCCACAAAAUAGCCCCUUUCCCUCUCGCCCUCCUAGUCUACCUACUGCUCCUAGCCUUCCCCAGCGUCCAAGUUUUGGGGCACCUCAAGUCAAUGCUUUCCAGAUGCAACAAUUACACCAUGGCCAACCUUCAUAUGGCUUAGAGCAAUCCCAGAGUAGUCGAAGCCCUCCAGGACCUCAUCUUGUUGGCGAACAACCCCCAACCUCAAUCGACGACUUGAUUUCAGGCGCAGCGAAGCAAGCGGAAGAAAUGGCUGGUAAACCCCCAGCUACUACAGUGAAGCCAUAUGACGGCGCCGGAGAGAAGCCAGCAAAGAAAGAGAAGGAAAAAUCGAAGGCUACGAGAAUGGUGUAUUCUGAUAACGAAAUAAGCCCCGAGGAGAAAAUGGCUCAGUUGCCUAGGUAUGCAUAUCUUCCUGAACGGAAGGAGGAGACGGUCCUUGGGGACAACACUACUGCUGCAGUCGCGGGAAUCAAUACAGCUUCCGACCAAUUGGUAAAUCCACCCCAAUAAAAUAACUUCCCGCUUUCAUUGUCUCCAUCUACUCCAGAUCCUGACGACCUUUUAAAUGUGCUUCGAUGUCAACCCGUCGCAACGGGCGGAAUAUAUACUGGAGGAAUGGUUGUAGCGUCUAGCUAAGUCCUUCGACACACCAAAAUUCUACAAGACAUGUAUCCCUUAAAUGCAGUGUCAGCAUUGAUCUUCAGCAACUGUGAUGACCAGGCAGGUGCGCGUUUCUUAGAAGUCGGAACCGGGGUCAAAUACGGCUGUUAACCUCUGACCCUCAACCGGAGAAAGAUAUCGACUUCUCGUGGAGUCCUGCAAAACAUAAUACACCAAUCAAAUGACAUGGGAGAUCUGGUCGGCGCUGGUGAGUCCGAUUGCAAAUCUUAAUGAUUAUCUUGUCGGUUGGAGCAGGGUUGCUUUCGAGCAAAAUAUGCGCAGCUAGGUUCAUUCAAAUGUUUUUUUUUUUUACGUUUUACUUUUUUUUUUUUUUUUCCCUUUCUUUAUUUAUGCCGUUUAACUUCAGCAUGUUUCAUUUCAAGGACUUCAGAAUGACCAACCAACCACUCAUUUGGCAGAAAAAGCCGGAGACAAGGUUGGAGAAGUAGGGUUUACUUCUAUGUUGAGUCAAAAUAAAGGAGAAUACGUCCCCUCGUCCCCG